Harpia harpyja (harpy eagle) is the source of this 1698-nucleotide messenger RNA. It is a transcript of the gene SLC38A11, whose product is annotated as solute carrier family 38 member 11. Gene Ontology annotation, molecular function: amino acid transmembrane transporter activity. Bases 36 to 1385 code for a protein of 449 amino acids. The record is from RefSeq and is a predicted model, not a curated record. NCBI's taxonomy places the organism in Eukaryota, Metazoa, Chordata, Aves, Accipitriformes, Accipitridae. Gene Ontology annotation, biological process: amino acid transmembrane transport. The transcript has 12 exons.
AGGGAAGCGCCGCGCCUCCCCUGCGGCAGCCGGCGAUGGACCGCGGCGGGCCGGAGCCGCCGCCGGCCGCCGCUCACCAGGUAGAAACAGAUGACCAAACAGCCCUUGUUAAUAAGCCCAAGAACAAAGGAGGAAACAGUGAUCUGGCAUCAGCUGGAUUUAACAUUAUCAACUCUAUAAUAGGAUCAGGCAUUAUAGGAUUGCCAUAUUCAAUGAAGGAAGCUGGUUUUCCACUAGGAGUACUGCUUUUAUUUGGGGUUGCCUAUAUCACCGAUUAUUCCAUUAUAUUACUGAUCAAAGGAGGAAACCUCUCCGGUACCAACACCUAUCAAGAGCUGGUCAGAAAAACAUAUGGUCUUGUAGGUUAUCUAAUUCUUUCAACUCUUCAAUUUUUAUAUCCAUUUAUUGCUAUGAUCAGUUACAACAUAAUAACAGGAGACACUUUAACUAAAGUUUUUCAGAGAAUUCCUGGAGUUGGACCAGAUAAUGUGCUUACUGACCGUCACUUCAUAAUUCUUCUUACCACCAUCGUCUUUACCUUGCCUAUAUCUUUAUAUCGAGACAUAGCAAAACUGGGAAAGGUAUCGCUUGUUUCUCUGAUUUUAACCAUUGUCAUCUUGAUUAUUGUAAUGGUGAGAACAGUAACAUUCAGUCCAGAAGUUCCCAAAUCAGAAAAUGCAUGGAUAUUUGCAAAAUCAAAUGCGGUACAAGCCGUUGGGGUGAUGUCAUUUGCAUUCAUCUGCAACCAUAACAGCUUUUUAAUAUAUGGGUCUCUGGAAGAACCCACGUUAAAGAACUGGUCUCGAGUCACGCAUGUGUCUGUCUCACUUGCCGUUGUUAUCAGUGUAGUGUUCGCUGCGUGUGGAUAUAUGACUUUUACAGGAUACACAGAAGGAGAUAUAUUUGAAAACUACUGUAGAGAUGACAACCUUGCUACAUUUGGAAGGUUUUGUUAUGGAGUUACUGUAAUUCUGACCUUCCCCCUUGAAUGUUUUGUGACCAGAGAGGUGAUUGCCAAUGUGUUUUUCCAUGGGAACCUCUCAACAGUUUUCCAUAUUGUUGUGACAGUAGUUAUCAUUGCUGUGGCGACUGGUGUAUCAUUAGUGUAUGAUUGCCUUGGAAUAGUUUUAGAGCUGAAUGGAGUUCUGAGUGCUACCCCACUUGUUUUUAUCAUCCCAACAGCGUGUUAUCUAAGGCUGUCCAAAGAACGAUGGAACCAUUCAGAUAACCUCAUAUCCUGCCUGAUUCUUGCUGUCGGUGUGCUAGUGAUGACAGUUGGGUUUGUUUUGACUAUCUUGCAUCCCCAGGAAUGUAGCCAUGGAAAAGAAAUGUUCUACUGCUUCCCUAGUAAUGUUUCUUUUCACAACAGUACGCUUCCACCAUAGGUAGCACAUCAAUCUCCAGACUAGAUCAAGUAUCUCUCGCAGCAAGCCAUACAUGCCAGUUUAAAGGAAAGUGGAACAAAGAGCUUUCAUUUUGAUAGGCACUAAGAAUUUUAAACUGUAUAACUGUAUUUACACACUUGGUUUUAUGCUGCCAUCCUUUUCCAGAUAAGACUUAAGUUUUAGCUGUUGAAACAGAAAUUCUCAGAGGUGCCUUUCAGUAGACAUUACUUUAACAACUUGCAAACCUAUCAAAAAAGGCUGCAUUUUUUUUAACUUAGUCUGCAGUGUUGUUUAAAAGCUAUAAAUGAAAUGU